Raphanus sativus (radish) is the source of this 818-nucleotide messenger RNA. Its product is annotated as WUSCHEL-related homeobox 3-like. The transcript is spliced from 2 exons. The record is from RefSeq and is a predicted model, not a curated record. Gene Ontology annotation, molecular function: DNA-binding transcription factor activity; DNA binding. Bases 25 to 729 code for a protein of 234 amino acids. NCBI's taxonomy places the organism in Eukaryota, Viridiplantae, Streptophyta, Magnoliopsida, Brassicales, Brassicaceae. Gene Ontology annotation, biological process: plant organ development.
AACAUCAAUAUACUGUGUAACGGAAUGAGUCCGGUAGCUUCAACGAGGUGGUGCCCGACGCCGGAACAACUGAUGAUCUUGGAAGAGAUGUACGGAAGCGGUAUACGGACUCCUAAUGCCGUGCAGGUACAGCAGAUCACAGCUCACUUAGCUUUCUAUGGACGCAUCGAAGGCAAAAACGUCUUUUACUGGUUUCAGAACCAUAAGGCGAGAGAUAGACAGAAGCUGAGAAAGAAACUCGCUAAGAAACUUCACCAACAACAAAAUCAUCUCCAGCUCCAGCUCCAACAAAUUAAACCCAGACCAAUAUCGAUGAUGUCUCCACCACUUAAUAACAUCAUUGAGUAUCAAAAUCCUUGCCAUCAUCACCAUCGUCCCUAUGAUCAUAUGUCUUUCGCUUGCUGGUCUCAGCCUUCUCCCAUUUGUCUUUCUCAUGAGGGAACUGGAGUAGAAAUACAAAGUAAAGUGGUGAAUGAAUAUUAUCGAAACAAAAGUGGACCUGGAGAUAUGUUGAUGCCAAAACGAAUCAAGGGUCAAAACUCAUCGUACGGUCAAGAUUGGAUGAUGAUGGAUAUGGGCACACGACCAUCAUAUCAUUCAUCAUCAUCAUCAUCAUCACACAUUCCAUGUUACAACAUGAUGAUGAACAGUCCGAAGAUACCACUAAAAACCCUUGAACUCUUUCCAAUCUCACCCAUCAACUCGAAACAAGACAGUACCAAACUUUAAAGAAAAGACAACAUUUACAAAAGAGAUUCUGCAGGUGUUUCAUUCAUGUGUCAUAUAGAUCUCUCUCUCUCUCUCUCUCUCUCUCUCUC